GCUAUUGUUAACAAAAACGCCUUCUAACAUCGAUACCAUAUCACAAAAAGAAAACAAAUAAAAUUAUAGAAAACAAAAAAAAAAAAGGAUGCUAUGUUCUAAAAAUGUACGUUGAGUGAUUUGCGACCAACGGGAAAUCCCCCACAAAGACACGACAACGAAAUUAGAUCGGAAAAUCGAGCUCCAACGCAUUUGUUUAUGUGACCCAAGGAGCGCCAUGGCGGAUCCGGAGGAUUAUGAUCUGAACUUUGUUCAGCUGAGUCGCCAGCAGGCGCUGCAGCGAUAUGCGGGUGCAGUGCGUCAGCUGCGCCGGCUGGCUGAUCAGCGGUACGGUGUGCGAUCCCUUAGCUUCGACAAUUAUGUGCUGUUUCAGUAUUUCCGGCAACGCAAUUGGCAAACUGGCGUCACGCCACCCGCCCCCUUAAUGGCCUACCUCAAGCUUGAGGUACUGCAUCAUCUGCUGGACCGACGACGACAGAUCCUCUGCUGGCUGUUCUACCUCACGGUGGUGUCGCUCUGCGUGGCCGCCUACCGUUAUGAGGUAACCAGCUCCACCGGCGGACAUCAGGAGCGCGUUGUCCAGGCCAUGGUCUAUCCCGGGAUGCGCAUGUGGCGGCGGAUGACCAUGCCGCUGAUCCAACGAUUCCCACAGCUUACCGAACUCUACGACGAGUCCUGCCUGAUGGGCAAUCCGUUUUUUCAGCUAGAGGAUCUGAGCUGCGGACCGUGUGCCGAAGUGGAGACCGUCUGGCUGGAGGGCGAGGAGUGUGCAAAUGGUCAUCCGCUGGAGUACCAUCAGAACCACAAGUGCCAUCAGCCGGAGGGAUCGCCCAUCGCCUUUAGGAGCAACCAGCAGGAGUCCAUUGACUUGAGCCACUUCUACAACAUCUACGCUAGCAAUCAUCAGAUCUUCCAGCGCGACGCGUAUCGGGUGCACUCGACCAACCAGGAUGUGCACAAUCUUGAGGAUCUCUUUGGGCAGUUCAACAGCAGCUGGACCCAGCAGGCGCACAAUCUUUGGCGCUGCAAUCGCAUGCUGCCCGCGCGACUCCUGCGUCCCAUUUUCGCCCGGCCAACGCGAUUGCCCAGCAUGGGCGUGGCCCUGGAGCGUUAUGUGGCCAUCGAUACUGCCCAGGCGCCGGCCUACACAUUGCCGGAAACGGAAUGCCCCAAUGUCUAUAUACACCAGGCGGUAGGCACGCGGUUCAUCAUCCUGCGACCCACCAGUGAGUGCCGGCACCGCUGUCGCACCUUGUCUCUGCGACUUACCCAGUCCUUUGUGCGUGAGUAUCGUUUCGAUUGCUUUUGUUCCGGGGCCAACACAUCACAUCAGAAGGUUCACUGUUUAAGGAUACCUUAGAUAUACCUUAUUUUUUGAGUUAUUUAACAAAGGCAGUAGAUAAGCUCUUGGUCAGCUAUAACUGACAAAUAUUAUAGUUUUGUUAUAAUUUCAAUUGAGUAUUUGUUGCAGCAAGUUUUCAAUGAACCUUUCAGUGUGGGAUUUCUUACUAAUUCCCUAUGCUUUUGCAGUCAGUUACAAUUGGUUGUACUGGAAACCGAUCUCUGCGCCGGAUCCCAUCUCCGAAACGCUGUCCAUCAGCCUAAUUGGAUCUUACUGCUAGAGGAUGCCUAUUCAGAUGGCAGUCCACGUUUCCCGCUUCCCUCGCUCCUAGCUUUAAGCGCAAUAUACUUAUAUAUAGAUAUAUACACACACGACAACCAGGACUUUUACCAAGCCAAAAUUAUUUUACGAAUUUUGCCGCUCCAUUGGAUAAGCAAGCAAAACAAAAGUAUGGAAACAAGGGAAGCUAGAAGCUGCCUUCGUUUUCAAUUUACUAGACCCUUAGGCCACCGGCUCAAUUCGUCGCCCAUUGUAAUCCUCAAGUCCUAGAUCGUAAGCCUAAGUUUAGUUAAACAGUUAACAGUUAGCUCCUGGCAGCCGCGCUUCAUCCUUGUGUUCGUCGUUCUAACCAUUUUGCAUUUAAAACUCUCGACUCUACGUUCUGUUCACACCAACUAGCGUAGCCAACGGAAAGCGAUUUUGUAAAUAUCCAUUGCCAGACUUGAGUUUGAAUUUGUGUUUUUGCAACAACUCACGAAAUAAAAGAUACCUAU
Drosophila melanogaster (fruit fly) is the source of this 2115-nucleotide messenger RNA. RefSeq lists its product as uncharacterized. The coding region runs from base 218 to 1360 and encodes 380 amino acids. The transcript has a single exon. NCBI's taxonomy places the organism in Eukaryota, Metazoa, Arthropoda, Insecta, Diptera, Drosophilidae. The record is from RefSeq and is marked reviewed.